AAAAACAAGAGAAAAAAAAUAUACCUAUUUAUUAAUAUAAACAAUAAUUAAACAUUUAAACUAACCUCAAAAUUAACCUCAAAAUAAAAUUUCAAGACAAUAUUUAUCCUAAUUAAUUUUCCGAACUGGUGUCGCUCGUUCCCUUAUAAAAAAUGAAAUUAAAAAGAAAGUAGGAAAGAAAUAAAAAAGAAGUAAAAGACAAAAUUCAGUUCGAGAACAAGAGGAUGGGUUGAAUUGCCCUCGGAUUCGGAGUGCAGAGCAAAAAUUAAAUUGAGAUUGGAGCACUGCCUCAAAGACAAGGAGGAUUCGAGGAGAUUAUCACAAGCGAGUCAAAGUACUUACAGCAGUAGAUCGUCCCAGGAUCGAGGGAGAUUUGCCGGCGAUAUUGAAUCGGAAAAUUCUGCAUUUAACAUUUGCGAUAAGCAAAGUGUCAUGGCUCUAUUUAAAGAUCAUGUCAAUAUCAAAGUUUCGAAUGUUAAUUUAACAUUGUGCAUGAGUUCAGUCACUGGCCUCACGGACUUAAUUGAGGACGAAAUUAUUCCCAAGCCCAUUCCAGUUGAGGACAUAACUUUAAAAGUACUGAAUAGCGAUGAAUGUGAGGAAGAAUCGAGUGAUAAAAAGAAAAUGCAUGAGAAAAAUAGUCAAUUACAGGAAACAGAGAGAUUAUCAUCAUCAUCAUCAUCAUCAUCAUCAUCAUCAUCAUCAUCAUCAUCAUCAUCAUUAUCAUCAUCAUCAUCUUUAAAAGAAGACAACGAAGACACGAAAAACGAUUUCAAAUUAAAUUCCGAGACGAAUUUGAAUAAUUUUAUUCAGAUUGCUCCGGAAUUUGAAAAUGUACCACCGCCAAUUCCACCACUGGAUUCUAGUAAUGAAGCCGAUUUGAGCGAUUUUUAACGUUGAUAUAUGAGAAAAUCGAG
This is a messenger RNA of Leptopilina heterotoma, 917 nucleotides long. RefSeq names its product suppressor protein SRP40-like. The record is from RefSeq and is a predicted model, not a curated record. Lineage: Eukaryota; Metazoa; Arthropoda; Insecta; Hymenoptera; Figitidae. The transcript is spliced from 4 exons. The coding region runs from base 433 to 894 and encodes 153 amino acids.